AUGAAUAAGUAUUUUGUUUCUCAAGAUUCGAAGCAUAUUGACCAAGAUCUGAUUGAGAAGAAAAGGUUGCUGGAGAUUGCAAAGUUUCAAUCUUCGACCAAAAAUAACAACAAUAAUAAUAAUAUUCAUAAUAAUAACAACAAUCUCAAACACCACAACAUCCAAUCGAGUUCUGAUUUCAAAUCUAAUAGUAACUCUGAUAACAAUAUCCGACCGACGCUUGAAAACAACAACAGCAACAACAACAAUGUUUCAAACAAACAAUCGAACAUCAACAGCAAAAACAUCAACAACAACAAUAGCGUUAGUAGUAAUAACGUUGAUAUUGACGAUUCAGCUAUUGAUACUAAUAGCAAUAAUAAUAAUAAUAAUAAUAGUCAGAAAAAACUGAGAGAUAGAUCGAACAACAACACUAAACAAUACGACGACAUCAAUUUCUGGAUCGGCCUCAUCAAUGACUUCAACAACUGCAACAACUUCAGCAUCAGCCUCAAUCGCAGCGCCAGCAACAGCCACUGCAACUGCUGCUAA
Molecule: messenger RNA, 531 nt
Organism: Helobdella robusta
Lineage: Eukaryota; Metazoa; Annelida; Clitellata; Rhynchobdellida; Glossiphoniidae
Exons: 2
Coding region: 1-531 (176 amino acids)
Source: RefSeq, a predicted model, not a curated record